Messenger RNA from Anopheles darlingi, 1972 nucleotides. Its product is annotated as FGGY carbohydrate kinase domain-containing protein. Lineage: Eukaryota; Metazoa; Arthropoda; Insecta; Diptera; Culicidae. The transcript is spliced from 4 exons. Bases 86 to 1747 code for a protein of 553 amino acids. Gene Ontology annotation, molecular function: phosphotransferase activity, alcohol group as acceptor; kinase activity. The record is from RefSeq and is a predicted model, not a curated record. Gene Ontology annotation, biological process: carbohydrate metabolic process.
GGUUCAACCGCAAACGAGGCGCCAAGCGAGAGGAUCGAUUUGCUUACCACGUUCAACGGGUGAAAGUAGUGUGUAGUGAAAGAAAAUGCAAUCCUCCAAAAAUCCAUUUGUGAUCGGUGUCGACGUGGGCACGGGCAGUGCCCGCGCAGCCCUGGUCAACAGUACGGGAAAGGUGCUGGAAACGUGUGUGAAACCGAUCCGCACCUGGAACGAUCAGCCCAAUUACUACGAGCAAUCAUCGGACGAUAUUUGGCAAGCCGUUUGCCACUGUGUCAAGUCUGUCUGCAAUGCCUACAAGAAGGAAGAUAUUAUGGGCAUCGGGUUCGAUGCGACCUGCUCGCUAGUUGCGCUGGACAAAAACAUGCAACCGCUAACGGUCAGUCCUUCGUCGAACGAUCACCAACGAAACGUAAUCCUCUGGAUGGAUCAUCGGGCGGAAGAGGAAGCGCGGACGAUCAACGCGACCCGACACUGGAUGCUUAACUACGUUGGAGGAAGCAUUUCACUCGAGAUGCAGCUACCGAAAUUGCUCUGGUUAAAGCGUCAUAUGGCCCAGACCGUGACGAGUUUGGCCGGAGCCUUUUUCGAUCUUCCCGAUUACCUGACGUACCGUGCAACCGGUGACGAUAGUCGAUCGAUUUGUUCGGCCGUCUGUAAGUGGAACUAUGAUGCGGAACAACGUGUCUGGUGCGACGAGUUUCUGCAACAGAUUAACUUGUCGGACGAAUUGAGCCGUGCAGAUUGGAAGCUUAUUGGGCACCGGGUGCUUGAUCCUGGUACACCUAUUGGCAAAGGUCUAUCGGAAGCCGCCGCUCGAGAACUUGAUUUACUACCGGGAACGGCGGUUGCGACAUCUAUGAUCGAUGCACAUGCCGGUGCCCUUGCACUGUUCGGAUGUCGCAGGGAGAUUGGCGCAGGCGAUGAUGAGAAGGUUACAUCGAAAAUGGCCAUCAUUUGUGGUACUUCGUCGUGUCAUAUGAGCCUCACGGAGAAGUCUGUGAUGGCACCCGGUAUCUGGGGCCCAUACAAGCAUGCCAUCAUCCCGGACCUCUACUUGAACGAAGCAGGACAGAGCGCUACCGGUGUGCUGAUUGAUCAUAUCGUGCAAACACACCCGUGCUACGGUACGCUGCUGCAGGAACACGGCUCCAAUAGUGGCAUUUAUGGGUACCUCAACACACUCCUACUGGAGUUAGCAAAGGAACGAACCGCCGGAUUUGUACACCGUUUGACAAUCGAUUUGCAUGUUUGGCCGGACUUUCAUGGCAACCGUUCACCGCUAGCGGAUCCCAAUCUCACGGGAAUGAUUUGUGGAUUGCGAAUGACGAAAGACGUGGAGAGUUUGGCGUUGCUUUACCUCGCACUCAUACAAGCAUUGGCGUACGGUACCCGUCACAUACUGGAUGUGCUAAAGUCAUCUGGCCGGGAGCCUAUUACAUCGAUUCUGCUGUGUGGAGGUUUAAGCAAAAACAGCCUCUUCGUGCAGACGCAUGCCGACGUUUGUUCUAUUCCGGUACUGCUACCUACUGAACCAGAAGCCGUUCUACUAGGUUCGGCCAUGAUGGGAGCAUACGCUGCAGGUCUUUACGAAAGCCUGGAGUCAGCUGCAUCGAGCAUGGGCGGUAAGGCGACAAUCGUUACUCCGGAUUUGAGUGAAGCAACUCACGAUUAUCACGAGAGAAAGUAUCGGAUCUUUCAACGCAUGUACCUUGAUCAGCGGGGGUACGAACGUAUCAUGAAAGGCUGAUGUACAUGUCGAACAACGGCGAAUCAACAGUCUAUUUCCAAUAUUCCAACCUACAUUGAAACAGAAGUUUCUCAUUACUUUUAAAAGGUGAUUAAAAGCUUGCUCGUUGAGAUUGAUCCGUGAUAGUUGCAUUUUUAGAACUGGUUUGUUUGCACAUUUUACAUGGGUUACCUAUUGUUUGCUGUACGUGAUCUACGCAAUAAAAGCGGCAGCUUUCGUCUCUAU